GAGCCGUGCAGCAGCACUGUGGCUUCACAAUACACUCCUGUGUGUAUGAGCCUGAUGGGGGAAAAUGUUUUCUCGUUGCUUUUAUUGUGUAUUUGGGGAAUAUUCCGAGCAAUUAUAAACACGUGAGAAGUGCGCGUAAUUCGUUGUUUGAGGGCUGUUAGGAGGAGUUAAAAAACAUUAUUUCUGAAGUUUGUUCUGUUUUGUGUAUGUUUUGUUUUUUAGGUGAGGAAUGGUUUAAUAUGUCUUAAUUAUAGGGGAAUUCGCCUUUAUUAUCACUUUGCGUCCUAUUAUUGGACUAGUUAUAUCUGUUAUGAGAAUUUUAAUCGUUAUAAUUAAAAAUAAAAAUUCAGGUUGAAGUUAUCUACCUGUCUAUUGAUAAAAGAAUAAUUCAACUGUAUUUUCCCCCGUUUCGCUCACCACUAGUCACCGUACUGAACCAGUUGCCCCCGCUGACUGACAGCUCAGCUCCGAUUGACUUCCCCACCGAGGGACCAAUCAGCGGCGGCGGGGGGCGGGGCCUGGGCCAAAGCAGCUCCACCAAAUAUUAUUCCCAGUCGCGCUCCCUUGCAGUUACUUUCCAUCCAGGUUUCGGAGCAGCGCUGAGGCAUCAUCCCCUCCGUCUGUCUGCGGCCGUUUUGGGGACGGGAUCUGCAGGAGCGAGCCGCGGCACUUGUUGGGGACCUCUUAGUAUGAGAACUUCCAUCCCAGCUCCUUUGAUUUCUUUCAUUCUCAUAUUUGAUCAUUUGCUUCAUUUUGACCAUCCGACCUCAUUGUUUCGCCAUUUUUCUGCUGCUGUCACCCACAGUUUGUUGCUCACCACCACCAGCAGCAGCAGCACCAGCUGAGAGGAGAAUAUCUCACCAUUCCACCACCAGCCAUCUCUGUCCUCUUCUCCGCUGCAGAUCUGGAUUUUUUUGUUUGGCAAUGCUGGACUAGAACGCAGGGGGAUUUAUAUUUGUAUUGAUUUCCAUCCACUUUUUCUCUCUGAGGGAUGUAUUACAGCGGCGUGAAGUGUGCGCUCUGAACAGGGGAGAAUAUAAACCCACUGUCCGCUGAAUGAACCACUGCCGUGCGCCUUUGGUUUCUGGAGCAGGUCUCUCUUCUGGAGAUGCUCUGAUCGGGGCUCCGUGCGCACUGGAUCGGGAUUUAAACUGAAGAAAUUGUUUUCUGGAGCGCUUUAUUUUUUUGCGUGUGGACAUAUUUGGUUAUUCUGAAAAAGGAUUGUGCACCCCACCCGGAGGCGCGCAGCCGGCUAACCAUGGGGGACUCGAUGUGGAGAUAUUAUUUUGGAGUUUUGUUUAUUGCCUUCAAAGUGGACUUGUGCCGUGCGCUCAUCCUGGAGUCCAUCUACUGGAACACAACAAAUACCAAAUUCGUGCCAGGCCAAGGCGUGGUAUUGUACCCCCAGAUCGGGGAUAAGUUGGACAUUGUGUGCCCCCGUGUGGAUGGCGGGGUCAGCGAUGGCGUGGAAUACUACAAGGUAUACAUGGUGCCUAGGGAGCAGCUGGAGAGCUGCACCAUCACCAAGGCCGACACACCGCUCCUCAACUGUGUCAAACCCGACCAGGAUGUCAAGUUCACCCUCAAGUUCCAGGAGUUCAGUCCCAAUCUAUGGGGCCUGGAGUUCUUCAGAGGAAGGGACUACUACAUCAUCUCUACAUCUAACGGCACCAUGGAGGGCAUCGACAACCAGGAGGGGGGAGUGUGCAAGACCAAGUCCAUGAAGAUAAUCAUGAAAGUGGGACAAAAUCCCUCUGACCCUAUUUCACCCAAAGACAACCCCACCAGAGUACCCUACUCUCCCAAGCACUCAGACGGAAAGGACACCUACAACCCCAAUGAUGUGCUGGAGAAACCAGGUGUAGCACCCAGAGAAAGCAUCGACAAUGACAACGGCGGGAAGUCAUCCAGCGUCAUCGGCUCCGAGGUGGCAAUCUUUGUCGGCAUCGCUUCAGGCAGCGUCAUUUUCAUCAUCAUCAUCAUCAUGCUGGUCUUGCUGUUACUCAAGUACCGGCGGCGGCACCGCAAGCACUCGCCGCAGCAUGCUGCCACACUGUCUCUUAGCACCCUGGCCACGCCCAAACGGAGCGGAGGCGGUGGGAACAAUAACGGCUCGGAGCCCAGCGACAUCAUCAUCCCGCUCAGGACUGCUGACAGCGUCUUCUGCCCGCACUACGAGAAGGUCAGCGGCGACUACGGCCACCCGGUCUACAUAGUUCAGGAGAUGCCACCUCAGAGCCCGGCCAACAUCUAUUACAAGGUCUGAGGGGGACUCUUACGCGUAAAGAGACGAACUGGAACAAUCCCGGGCAGAGCGGGUUUUUAGUUUGGCGCGCCAGCACACCCGCGGUCACUCUCGCUCUUUCUCUCUCUCUCUCUGUCAACUCCUCCUCCUCAUCUCUGAUGUUUUGUCACUAUUUUUUUCUUUAUCAAAGUUUUGCUGAUACCUUGUUGCUCUGGUAUGGUCCCAGUCGGUGCGGACGGGAUGGGUGGAGGGCCGGAGAGGAGGCUGCCACUGCUGCUGCUCCCGGGGGCUUCUGGGAAAGAGAGAGGACGAUCUCUUGUUUCGCUGGUGUUGCUCCCUGUUUUGUUUUGUGCACCACAGCCAGCAUUUUGGGGGAGAGUGUUGUGGGAUCAGAAAGUUAGACAGAUGCACAGUUUUUUUUCUUUUUUGGAUGGGAUGGACAGACGUGAAGGUUUACUGGCAUGAAAUUUCGGCCUCACCUUUAGAGAGACUACUGCUUGGGAAAACAGAGGGAAAGAGACACAAAGCGAGUGAGGAGGAGACCUAAAGGAGCAUACGGGCUGACCAUGAACUCACAAAAUGGCGGCCCUUCCUUGAUGCUCACUAGCCAGAGAGACUCUGUGGAUUAACCAGUCGGACGAGGGAAAAGGAGAGCGAUCCUCGCAGUGAUCCUCUCCGGGACUUUCCUGACUGACUCACGGAGAUCACCCAUUCACCCUGCCACCCACAUGCUCACCAUCACAUACACACACCUUCACCCACACACACAGACACACCGUCUCACCAGUCAAUGUGAACUGUUUGGGCUGUGUGGAUUACACCAUUUCUCCUCAUUCCCACAUUCAGCAAAUCUUUCACAUGUUACUUGAAGGUUCUAAGGAAGAAAAAAAAAUCCCUUCUUUUGUACUGUCAGCAAUGACAAUGUUAAAUCUGAAAAGUUGACUUUGUUUCACAAAAUCAAGGAAACUGAUUGCCCUAAAAAAAUUAGGUAAUAAUGACUAUUAGUCUACAUUUAUUUUUACACCAUAUCUAACAGUUAUGUUUACUUAAAAUGUAGUUAUAAUUACUUAGUUUUGCAAAGUUGUUGCAACUUCGAAAAGGACAAAAACUUUUUCUUUGCCGUUCUCUUCUAACUGUGGCCUCAUUUGCAACAACUUAACAAAAUUAAGUAAAUACAGAUACAUUUUAAGUAAAAAUAACAAUAGGCUUAAGUAAAUAAAACAUAAAUUGAGAUUUAUAGUUAUAUUUACUUUACUUUUUCAAGUCAAUCAGUUUCCAAGAUUAUAAUGAGUAAGUUCAACUUGCCAGAUUUUACACUGAUGUGGUUUUCAUAUCCUGGCGUCAGUCAGUUCCUUUAGUGACAUGUCGUUCAAACACAAGUGACCCAAACAGUGGCUCGGAGUGGCGACAGCGUGAAAAGAAGGAGUGAGGGUUUUUAUUUUAUUUCAAUUUUGCGCCCUCUCGCAUGUCAGGUCUGCCCAGUUGACUCCUGGGAAGAGUGGAGGACUUUCAUAUACAUAGAGCAGCACUUUUAACCCCUUCUUGGUACCUCCACUCUUCGCAGAGAGAGACACAGUGAAAGCUCGAGAUGGGAGAGCAGCUGCAUCCCGUCAGAUUUCGUAGUGAGGGCUCGACUCAACUUCUCUAGAACCUGGGCUACUCACACGGGAAUGUGUCUGAGGCAAUAAGAAAUCCAAUUCGCCUUAUAGCCGUUUGUUUUUUUUUCCACAUCAGGAGAAGAAGAAGAGGCCCGAGAUGUAGUUGAGGUUAGCAUAGCUGGCUGAAACAGCUCUAGGUACUGUAAUGUUUACCCCUGGGGGUCCAAUGGUGAUUAAGGGUGCCCUAAGGGCCCAAAAUCAGCAUGACCGGUGCUCUCCUUUUCUUGUUUUUUAAAAAAAAGCACAGGGACAUCUUACAUUGUCACUGUCUCUCCAUUAGCAUUUCCAUAUUGUUAGUUUUUGAUUUACUUCUUUUUUUCUUUUUUUACAAAAUAGAUGUACAUUUAAAAAAAGGAAAUUACGACAAUUAAAAAAAAAAAGUAAUGAAAUAAAAAGCAGAAUUUAUUUAUGAUAGACACAUAGAGCACAGGUGUUGUCAGGCGGUAUGGAGAAGAAGUAAUGUUAAUAUAUUAUGGUAUAAGUGCACAUUAUGCAAUCUAGGUUUUUGAUUAUUUGAUAUCUCUCGACCCACUGAGUCCUGUAUUUUCAUGAGCUCUAGUCCACAGAGCUCGGUCCUAGAGAAAGAGGACCAGGGGAGGGCAGCCUGGGCCCUGGGCCCCCGAGGAGAGCAGAGGUAUCUGACCCUAAAUAGCUCGCAUUGGUGUACACAAGGGCAGAGUAGCUGUGUCUCCCACAUUCACUCAGUGUAGCAUCUCCCAAAGGAUUCUCAUCAGUGCCCCCGAUUCUCCUCCACCCUCCAUGUUCUUUGUGCAUGUGUGUAUGUGUGUGUGUGUGCGCACGUCUGUCUAAAUUUCAGUGACAUCUCAUUCAUGAAUAUCUUCGGCUUAAUCUCACGACUUAAGCUGUUUUCCCGGAGCAUGUUAUCAGCCAAUCAUCGUCAUAAAGAGCAUCAAAUUUCACCGAAAAGCCAAGCCUUGUAUGAUCUGAGGUUUGUGCCUCUAAGAGGCUACAAAAUCUGCAAAUAUGCAAUUCUUAUUUAUUUUUUUAAUCAAUUCUGAGAAAAAAAAAACACCUAUGGAAAAAGUGUUCUUAACCACUGAAAGAUGUAACAACAAACAAAUGACACAAAACUAGCAAAGUACGUCACACAAGCCUGCUGUUAGUUUUUUUAUUUUCCUGCAUUCUUUGUAGUAUUAUUUGAACCUUUUUUUUUCCCUGUUUUAACGACGUGCCGUAGUACAAGAGGUAAACUGUGAAAAAUGAAACCAUUAAAAAGCAUAUAUAUAUCACACCUGGACAGGUAUUUAGGAGAAAAAAAAGACACACAUCAAACAAAGAACUGGCUGUUUAGUUGCUGUCUGUCUGCGGCAGAAUAUGACAAUCUUAUUAGUUUCUUUGAAUCUGACGUCCUUUUCUUAGCUGCCGCUCAACUAACGCUCUCCCAACAUUGACCAGGGGGUUCGUUCAGACCUGGUGUGAAGUGUCGUAGCGAUGCUGUGAGAGUCUUAGUACAAAGGCUAGGAGAAGCACCUCAGGCUACUGUAAAAUGCCUUGCUCGUAUGGUCAGCCCUUGGUCACUUGACUCAGUAAUUUUGCACCGUACUUCUGUAGGUAAGAAACUGUAAAUACAUUAAUGUUUGUAUUGUAUAUGGAUCCUGGGUUGUUACAAUAGCCUUAUUCACCUUUUUAGGAAAGUAAAUGGAAAAAAAAAGUACAGAAAAAAUGGAAUACACUUCAGUAAAAACAGAGCAUACUACUUUUUUGGGAAAUAGCUUAUGUAAAUAUUGACCAGAACCCAAUAAAAACAUUUUUUAUAAACUCUUAAAGUAAGAUGUUUUGUAUAAAAUUUGAAUUUUUUGCUAUGUAUUUUAGCUAGCGCUCGAUGGAAAGCCCGUGUCCUCCCCACUCCCUCCCCUUUUGCACUGUUUCCAUGGUAAUUUGGUUUUUAAAAAAAAAGAGAGAAAAGUUGCCAAACCGACUGCUGCAUAUUUGUGCCAUAAGUGUGUACCAUAAAUAUUUAUUGAAUUAGUUUCUUUUUUUUCUUUUGGUCUGUUUAUGAUUUAACUUCAGUCCAGUUUGUAAGUAACACAGUAUUAUAUUUGCAUUGUUUGUUCGUCUCCCCCUGGUUUUCUUUAGUCAUGUCAUGGUUAGCGGCUGGCUGUAGCCCUGUUCUCCCCCUCCCUGCAGUAUGAGAUGGCCAGGCUGUGAAAAAUGGUUUUAACAUUCGAAAAUUUAAAACAAGUUCAAAGUGAGGAUAAAUGACACACAUUCCACCAGUCUGUUACAAACUGAAAAUGUUUUUCAAUAAAAUGUUUUUCCUAUGGA
Plectropomus leopardus (leopard coralgrouper) is the source of this 6189-nucleotide messenger RNA. The record is from RefSeq and is a predicted model, not a curated record. NCBI's taxonomy places the organism in Eukaryota, Metazoa, Chordata, Actinopteri, Perciformes, Serranidae.